AUGAAGGCCGCUUUCUUGACCGCCGCGGCCGCCCUCAUGGGCUCGGCCAUGGCUCACGAACACCGUCACCACCACGAGCAUGCUGCCCUCCACCGUCGUGGUGCUGAGGCUGAGGAGUCCUGCGGCUGCUACACCAGCGUCGUCACCUACUGGGGUGCUCCUACUCUCGUCUCGGUCUCCCCCGUCUCGACCCCAGCUCCCACCACCACCUCGACCAGCACCACUACUUUGUUGUCCACCAGCUACAGCACCGUGACUGUCAAGGCCUCUUCCUCGACCCCUGCUGUGCCUCUUCCAACUAACUCAGUGACUGUCUUCCCUACUCCUGGCACCUACACCAUCCCAGGCACCACCGUCACUGUGUCUUCCUCUACCGUUGUGCCUGAGGCCACUUCCACCGUCCUCACCAGCGGUACUCACACCAUUGGUGGUGUGACCACUGUUGUCGAGACCUCCACCACCGUGGUCUGCCCCUACGCCACUGUCAGCCCCGUUGGCAGCACCUUCACCAGCGUCAUCGAGACCACCACCUACGUCUGCCCCUCUUCCGGUACUUACACCAUUGCCCCCAUCACCACCACCGUCCCUGCCAGCACUGUCGUUGUCUACCCUACCCCCGCCACUGUGACUCCUGGUACCUACACCCAGCCUGAGCAGACCGUGACCGUUGUGGAGACUUCCUACACCUACGUGUGCCCCUUCGCCACUUCUUCCACUCCUGCUCCCGCUCCCGCUGCUCCUACCACCACUGCUGCCCCUGCUCCUGUCGCGACCACCUCCGUCGCUCCUUCGCCAGUUGCUUCCACCUCCACCUCCGCUCCUGCUGCUUCCAGCACCUCCACCAGCUCUACUGGCUGCGGAUUGGGCCAGCAUCCCGACUACGCCGUUACCUACACUGGCUACACCCACGACACUGGUGCUUGCAUGGGCGCUGAGGACGUUUUGGCCGAGCUCAAGAACAUCCAGGCCAACGGCUUCUACGCUAUUCGCAUGUACUCCACCGACUGCAACCAGUUGGAGACCGUUGCCUCCCAGGCCAUUGGUCUUGGUCUUAAGGUUAUCCUCGGUGUCUACAUUGACGGCAGCGGUGUCAGCUCUGGAAACAGCCAGGUCAGCGACAUUGUCAGCUGGGGUCAGUCCAACGGCUGGAACGGUAUUGAGUUCAUCUCCCUUGACAACGAGGCCCUCUCCGACGGAUACUGCUCUGCCUCUGACCUCGCCAGCUUCGUUUCUUCCGCCAAGGCCACCAUCAAGAGUGCUGGUUACAGCGGUCAAUUCACCGUCACCGAACCCCUUAACGUCUGGCAGUCCUCUGGCUCCACCCUCUGUGGUGUUGUCGACUUUGCCUCUGCUAACCUCCAAGCCUUCUUCAACGGUGACGUUGCUGCUGAGGAUGCUGGUGACUUUGUCGCCAGCGAGGUUGAGCUCCUCAAGGGCAUCUGCAACAACGACCAGGUCUUUGUUGGUGAGUCUGGCUGGCCCACUGCUGGUAACAGCAACGGCAAGGCUAUUCCUGGUGCUUCCCAACAGAAGGCUGCCAUGGAUGCUAUCCGUAACUCCAUUGGCCACAUUGCCGCUCAGUUCUCCUACAAGAACGACCACUGGAAGAACCCUGGCGACUUCGGUGUUGAGCAGUACUGGGGUAUCAGCGACAUGCUCUCCAGCGCCCAGUAA
Molecule: messenger RNA, 1674 nt
Organism: Talaromyces amestolkiae
Lineage: Eukaryota; Fungi; Ascomycota; Eurotiomycetes; Eurotiales; Trichocomaceae
Exons: 2
Coding region: 1-1674 (557 amino acids)
Biological process (GO): cell wall organization
Cellular component (GO): fungal-type cell wall; cell surface; extracellular region
Molecular function (GO): glucan endo-1,3-beta-D-glucosidase activity; 1,3-beta-glucanosyltransferase activity
Source: RefSeq, a predicted model, not a curated record